AUGGAGCUACCUGUUCGCCCUGCAGACUGCACCCCUCGGGGAGAAAUCGAAGAGCCUCUACUCUCACAGCAGCAACGAAAAAACCAGCAACAGGAACCAAAUAGUGAUAUUACGAGCGAAUCUGAUACUAUCUCAGCGCUUGCAAACACCCCCACAGCGCUCCCAACAAGUCCCCCGGAUUCUCAUGAAUCACCUUCCAACUUUACAGCAAUGCCAUUUUUACUUCUUCUUCAUGGUGCAGAUACUCUGGUGUUCAUUGACCCUUCUCCGGAGACAAUCCGAUCCAAGUUGCCUCUUUCCAUACAGACAGUUCCGCAUCACAUCCAUAGCGAGAAAUUAUUGGCUACAGGCUCGGCCUACUUCAAACGGCUAUUCAAUCCGCAAAUGCAAACUCGGGUCCGAAAGCGACGCGGCUUAACUAGCAAACUUCCAGAUGGAAUUCAAUACGUCUUGGACCUCACACCCCCAACCCUGGACGAAGAUGCAGUCAUCUUCCUAACCGAGCUUUCCUGUCCUAUGAGUAUCAGGACGUGGGCCUCAAAACAGGAUAUGUGGAGCCUGCCAUGGCCCUGUGUUGGAGGACAAGAUGAAUUGGAGCCCUUCGAGCAGCUCACACAAUUCCCUACAACAUCGCCCGAGCCCGGGACCGAUACCCAUGUCGAACGGCUACUUGAGAAUUUGAGAAAUGAUGGAGCCUCCUUCGAACUGCAGGACCAAUUUCCGGAGUCACAGCCUGAAACAGUAGAGCAGAAAGGCUUGCCGGUGGAAUACUCAGCUUCGCGUCAUCGUGAAGGCAUUGAGCACGUUCUCCACGUUCUGGAAGGACUAAAUCCUAGAAUAGACACUCCUUGCAAGAUGUGGACCUUUUUUGCGCUCGCCAAAAUAUUUGACGUGGCUACGGUCCCGGCCAUCUCUGACCACAUCGUCUCGUGGUUCUACGAGCUCAACAACAGUCGCUUCAUUGAACUUCAUCCCGAUGUAACAUAUCGAGUGGCAUGCGGUAUCAAAUCUCCCUACCUCUGCCGAGAUGCUUUUGUUGAAAUGGUUGGGGAUGAAGCCCUGCUGUACCUGAUUCGGGCCACACCCUUCAAACCAAUUGGGUCCAUGGAAAGCUUGGUGCAGAGCCGGAUUUCCGAUGUUCUAGACGACACCGAGAUGCAACGUAUCGAGUAUGCCAGCAAGAGUUUUGGCGACUACGUUAUUAGGUGCUUCUUACAGUUGGCCGGGAGUGAAAUGCCAUGGUUGGCACACAUUGCCGAGUUCCAGAAGCUUACCCGGCAUCUUCAGCUCUAUCCUGCAGAUCAAGAAAUCGUACAUCAACUAGUCGUGACGGUAAAAGAAUUCAUUCGUGACCGCAUCUACGGGGCUUUAAUCAUGGAAAGAGACACAAACCGCUCAUUCCACGUGGCUCCAAACUUGGUGAGAACCGAAAACCCAUACCACCGAUGGGGCAUAGACAAGGGAUUUGUCCUCCAGCGAUUAAUCGGGAAAAGCUUCUGGGGUGCGCUGGAGUCGCUGGAUCUCUGUCAAGAUGCAUUCCUUCGUUCUGAGUCUCAUUCAUCAAUAGCGGAGAUCGGCAAUGGCUUACUGGCCUUUGGUGGUGAAACCGCAGCAAGGAUUCGCCAUGUGGUGCCUGGUGAAGUUCGCCAGUUGAGCCAUGCGUUCAACCAAGCGGUUAGAACUAGGGCUCAGGCUCGCCAGGAGGAAGAGGCUCUGGCUGCGCGGCAUGCGGGUGGACAUUUUGCCCUGGAGCUGACUAUCAAUGUCUGGAAUUCACAAGCCGGCAACGAGGUUAACAGCACCUCCAACAACGGCCCUUUCCUCAAUCCCAUUCCUGCUCCCACCCCUAACCCGUGUCCUCCACCUGCAUCCCCAAUGCCACCAAAGACAGACAUCUCAGCAGAAUUGUUCCGCGAAAAAAGAUUUAAAGAUCAGGUUCGCUCUUUCCUAAGGAAAUACGCACUAGAGAUGUUACAGCAACCUGGCCCACCCACCAUGCGACAAGAACUCACGGAUACCCUAACCUGCCUCACAUACAAUGAAUUCCAAUACCUACCUCUAUGGGCGGGCGGUAAUGACGAUGAGACGGGCGGUGUUUUCACCGACUUUAUCAUUCCCGCCAUGGACGGCGGUGGAUUCUCAGCUCCAGGGCCUGCCGUGCACACUGGCAGUGUCGCCUCAAACGAUGAUUCUCUCAGCAAGAUCGAGCAUAGUGACGCUCAGAGCACGAUCUAUGGCGCAUCUCACAACGCCACUUACAGUCAGGCUUCGGAUAUCAUUUCCGUGGACUCUACCGAUUAUUCACAGUUUAGGCUCAAACAUGAGAAUCAUGAAAGUCAUGAUGAAGUCCAGUCGGAAACUUACAUGGAGGUAACCGAGGAUGAGGAUGAGAUAUCAUCACUGGAUCUUGGCCUGACUACCGAUGACGGUGAAUACGAAACACGGAGCGAUGGCACCAUUACUGUGGAUGAUGGAUCGCCUGAGCCUUCUUUUGCUGGUAUCUCCGAGGAUAUCGAAAUGGACAAGGUGGAAGAUGGAGGUACUGAUAUUGAGUUCGAAUUCGUCAAUGUGCAAAACUACUUUUAA
Penicillium egyptiacum is the source of this 2586-nucleotide messenger RNA. Lineage: Eukaryota; Fungi; Ascomycota; Eurotiomycetes; Eurotiales; Aspergillaceae. The record is from the annotation of a GenBank genome assembly.